Podospora pseudocomata is the source of this 6389-nucleotide messenger RNA. RefSeq lists its product as uncharacterized. Gene Ontology annotation, molecular function: protein binding. Gene Ontology annotation, biological process: endocytosis; intracellular protein localization; retrograde transport, endosome to Golgi. Gene Ontology annotation, cellular component: endocytic vesicle; Golgi apparatus; membrane. Bases 162 to 6389 code for a protein of 2075 amino acids. The transcript has 2 exons. Lineage: Eukaryota; Fungi; Ascomycota; Sordariomycetes; Sordariales; Podosporaceae. The record is from RefSeq and is a predicted model, not a curated record.
AUCCACUACAAGGGUGUUGUGUGUGGUCAUCAGUGGUGCGGGUGUGGGUGCGCCCCUGACAACCUGAGACCUCUCCAGCUCUCUCCUUUCCAGAUGUUGAGAAAACAUCUUUCUCCUCAGAGAAACACACACGACACAAACAGACAAUACAAUAAUAUCAGAUGGCCUCGACAGCGGCCGUCACGGACGAGCCAACCCACGCGAAUGGCAGCACCCCCCGCGCUUCCUCAGCAGCUGCCGCGAGCUCCAACCCUGAAUUCGACGCUUCCAAGCUCCAGGGCUUAUCGUCUGAGCAGCAGGAACUUUUGGUUCUGAACUUUGUCGCUGCCCUCAGCAAACAUGUCCUUGCGCUGCCACCAGACGACUGUACCGCCCAGCAGGUCUACAUGAAAAAGGAGAUUUUCAAAAUCAUAAACCUCGCCGCCCCGUCACCGAGCCGCGUCAUACGUAACACGUUGGGCAAAUGUCUGGCGCACAUAUUUGGCUUGGGGGAUAGGAAGCUGCUGUUUGAGACGGUCAACGAGCUUGUGGGGAUUAUCUCGGGAGGCAAGUCCAAGAUUGAAAGCGAGAACAGGACGAGACACGCUGCGGUGGUGUGUCUGGGGGAUAUCUAUGGUGCGGCCGGAGACAGCGCGAUUGGGUUGUAUCAGUUGGUGUGCUCGGCUUUGCUGAAGCUGUUGAAGGCUUCUUCGAGCAAUGCUGGACUGCGUGCGGCGAUAUUUACGGCGCUUGGCAAGGUGGCCAAGAUGCUGGGAGGGAGUCUGGACGAGAGCAUUGCUAGGGAUAUCUGGAAGCAGUGCAGGAGUUAUGCGACGAGUGACAAAGGGUCGCUGGUGAUCAUCUCGGCCUGCCGAUGCAUGCGCUCGUUGGUGCAGCACACGCCCUACUUUCAGAACUCGACCGAUUUCGACAAGCUCCGGUCCUGUGUUUUCAAGGUCUGGGACUCGCCGUCGUCUCAUGUGCGAUCUGCCGCCGCCGAUUGCUUCGCUGAGGCCCUUGUCUGUGGCUACUCGCCCGCGGCCGUUGGGGAGGCGCCCCUCGUGCUGCUGAAAAGAUCCAAAUCAAAGGCUGUCAAGAGGCAGUCUAUGCAGCCUGGAGCUUUGCAAGACGAGGAUGACAUCAUUCCUUCCAGACCCUCGAGUCCGGCGCCAACAGGCAAAAAGUCCCAGGUGCUGGCGCUGUCACUGAUUGACAUGUUCAAGGUGUUGACUACCGAAUAUGUUCGCAUGUCAACGAGCAACAAAGCCAGGGCGGCGAUUGCGAUAUGUUAUGGCAACAUGCUUCAGAAGCUGGGCGAGAAGACUGUGGAAACCAACUAUAUCAAAAUGUUGGAGAACUUGACCACCGACGUGUUGGGCCACAGUAAUAUCUUCAACUAUCGAUAUCGAUUGCUUAUUUCACGGCGCAUGAUUGAGAUUAUUCUUCAAAAUAUAGUCGGAAAGAGGAUUCUGGGCGAGUCUGGGCAAAUCAGUGCUGCCAAGUCCAUCAUCAACAACAUCCUCAAGAACUACCCGGAAGUGGUCAAGGAAAGACCAGAGCCGACAAAGCAGACGCUGAUUGUUUCGUUGAGCGCCCUGUCAUCCCUGAUCAACACCUUGGGUUCGGCUUCGAAUGCUUUUGCCGAGUCCUGCCGUGAUGGUUUGCUCCAAGUCUUGCAACACCCAAGCUAUACUGUGCAGGUUCAUGCCUCGGCAUGCUUGAAGACGUUCGGUCUGGCAUGCCCGCAGCAACUAUUACACUGUCUCUCGGUGUGCAUGAACAGUCUCGGUAGGGAGUUGGGACUGCUCGGCAGUGGAAGAAACUCACCUCGUCGCUGCAUUGGUUUUGCCCAUGGCCUCUCGGCUGGUCUCAGCGCCAGCCCACAGCGCCCCCUGUACGGGUCGGUCGAUGUCAACAGUCGGGUGCUUACCAUGGCCACAAACCUCCUCAAGUCGAGUGGCACUUCUGAGUUGAGGGUAGCCAGCACUCAAAUUCAGGUCGCCUGGACUCUCAUCGGAGGUCUGAUGUCUCUCGGACCCAACUUUGUCAAGAUUCAUCUCUCCCAGUUGCUUCUACUAUGGAAGAAUGCUUUGCCCAAGGUUCUCUCCAAAGACAGCUCGAUUCAUAGGAACUACCUCAACGCUUCGUUUCUCACCCACGUCCGAGAAUGCGCCCUCGGAUCUAUUCUCGCUUUCCUCGAGUCCAACAGCCGUCUUUUGACUGUUGAUGUCUCGAAGCGGAUUGCCACUAUGCUUCAGAGCACUACUGCUUUUUUGAGAACACUCCCAUCGAAGAAGACAGCCGAGGACAUCAGCGAACGACUCUUCCCUUCCCUUCAGCUUCAAGAUUUGGAGAUUAUGGUGCAGAGGAGAGUUCUGCAGUGCUACACCAAACUAGUCAACAUCAGCCCAGCAGGCGGCACCGAGGCUUUACUUCAAUCCAACCUCCUCACCUUGGCCAUUUCGCUGUUUGCAGACCCGGACAACUACACCCCUUCCUCCCUCAGCGCCUCCAUCGCCAACUCUGCCGGCAACUUUGAGAGCAUCUGGGACAUUGGCGACAACUCUGGGUUCGGUAUCACGGGAGCCGUCCGAGGGUUUGACAUCCGGCCCCUUCCAGGCCAGCACGAAAACCCCGAAGAAAGGACUUCUGGACAACAAAGUCCAGAGGAGGAAAUUCGAAAGCUGCUGCUCUCGCCUAUUUGCGGGACGCUUGAGCAUGAUGCCUCGCUUCUGUAUAUCGGCAGCCGAGAGGGCCCUUCUCUGCCCGAUCCUGCUGCCACAGAGGUGGUGAACAUGGCUAUUCAGCUCUUUGCGUUUGUCUUUCCUUUGACACCGCCAAAGGUGCAGGAGAGUGUGCUAGAGCAGGUGACUACUUUUGUUGCGGCAGGGAGUUUACAGCGGGAUCCGGGGAGGAAGGCGGCGAUCACGGUGAAUGUGGCUAUGAGCUUGCUGGAGGUGUUACGGGUUGCGGUGAGGGAGACGAAGUCCCCUGGUGGGAACGUCACCAACCCCGCGGUGGAGAAGCUGAUGCAGGAGCUGCUGAGGGAUUUUGUCAUUGAUCGGGAUCAGUACGUCAGGGCUAUUGCCUAUGAGGCGGUGGCGCGGCUGUGUUCGACGUGUGGAAACGCGUUUACCAAUCAGGAGAUCAAGUUUUUGGUUGACACGAUUGUUGUCAACAGGGAGCCGAGCGCAAGGGCGGGGUGUGCGAUGGCGUUGGGGUGCAUACAGGCCAAGAUUGGGAGCAUGGCGGCGGGGUAUCAUUUGAAGACUAUAUUGAAUAUUCUGAUGAGUCUGUGCAAUGAUCCGCACCCGACGGUGCACUACUGGGCGUUGGAGGCGAUGGGGAGGGUGAGCGAGGCGAGCGGGUUGGGGUUUGGGAGUUAUGUCAGUGCGACGUUGGGGGUGUUGGGGAGUUUGUAUUUUGCCGAGACGCACAAUGCGGAGACGGCGCUGCCGGCGAGUAUGAAUUUGGAGGUUGAGUACGGGACUACGGCGGCGAUUGCGAGGGGGGUGGAUAGUUUGAUUAAUGUGCUUGGGCCGGACUUGCAGGACUCGACAAAGUCGAGGGAGUUGAUCUUGACGCUGGUGGGUUUUUUUGGGAAGGAGGAGGGCGAUUUGGAGACGCAGAGGGGGAGUUUGGUUUGUUUGGAGCAUUUGACGCUGUAUGCGCCGGGGUAUGUGGAUUUUAAAGAGUAUGUGAGGACGUUGCAGAGGUAUUUGGUUAGGGGGGGCGGCGGGGAUGAGAAGGGAUUGAGGGAUGUGGCGGUGGAUGGGUUGCAUAAUCUGAUGAAGAGGAAUCCGUAUGAUGUUAUUGAGGCGGCGGAAAGGGGGUUUGAGGAUCAGUUGUGGUUGGUGCUGGAUGAGGAUCCGGGGCAUGAGGGGAUGAGGAAUACGAUUAGGAAUUGGAUGAGGCAGACUUGUGUGCCGAAUACGACGGCUUGGUUGGCGAGGUUUCAACAUGUGUUGAAGAUGACGAGGCCGAAGGAGGCGGUUAGGGCGACGGCGGUGACGAAGAAGAGCAACGGGGGGCUUGAGUUGCAGGAUGAGGAGGUUGCUGGGUUUGCUGCUGGGGCCGCGAAAGAUGAUGCUUCUGCGCCGAGCGGGUCAGAUGUUGAGCCGUUGAGGUGGCAGGUUACUACCUUUGCGAUGGAGUGUUUGCAUGACAUCUUUACCAUCGUCACCAAGGAGGUUGCUUCUCAUGGCGAGUCUGAGGCUUAUACGGCACUGCAGAGCAAGGUUGCCGAUGUGGUCCGUAUGGCCUUCUCGGCGUCUACGUCUGGCGUCGUUGAGCAACGGAUUUGGGGUCUCAAGAUCAUCGGUGCUGUGCUCAAGAUGUUUGGAAAGACACCGGAUCCUGACUUUGAGGAAGCCAUGCUGCUAGAGCAGUACCAGGCCCAGAUCAGCUCUGCCCUGACACCUGCCUUUGCAGCAGAUUCAUCUCCUGAACUGGCAGCCGAGGCAGUUGAUGUUUGUGCCGGCUUCAUUUCAACCGGCAUCGUCACAGACGUGGACAGGAUGGGGAGAAUUCUCAAGACCUUGGUCAGCUCGCUGGAGAACUUUGCCACAGAAGAUGAGAAUGCUGGUAUCGGCGAUCUCAAGGGCCUCAGUUCAAACGCCAGGGUCAUGGUCAAGAUGUCCGUGUUUGGUGCCUGGGCUGAGCUUCAGGUUGCUAGCUCUGAGCAGAAGUAUCUACUGGACGUGCUCAAGCCACAUAUUGGCACGUUGACACCUCUUUGGCUGGAGUCUCUGCGCGAGUUUGCCAGGCUGCGCUUCGAGCCGGAUAUCUCCAUGACUCUGGGACCCCCCUCACUUUCUGGUAGCUUGGAUACAGUCUAUGCUGCCCUGAACCGUGAGACGCAGCUCAAGUUUUAUCAAGAUUCUUGGCUCAAGCUGGUGGAUGCCAUCGCCAGUCUUAUUGAGCAGGACAGCGAGUUUGUCUUUGAUGCGUUGGACGGCAAGGAGGUGACUGGUCCGAACAGCACGAAUGGGGGAGGGUCCAAGGGUGCUGAUAUCAACUAUCGGGAUGAGCCCCUGGCCUUUUUCUUUGUGCUUUUUGGUGUUGCUUUUGAGGCAUUGGCGACCAAGCCGGGGCAGAGUGAAUCGCUGGCGACGCAGGAACAGACUUUGGCUAUUCUCAAGGCGCUGAAGAAGAUUCUGCACCCGAGCGUCUCUGGUCAUGCGAUUUAUAGAGAUGCUAUCUUCUCCGAGACAAUGGAUCUCUUGGAUAGACUUGUUCUCACCGAGGAACUUGACGUUCAGGGAGUUAUCGUCGAAAUUGCGAGGGCUCUAUGCGUUGCCCACCCUGCAGCAAGGAAGAAGAACGAGGCCGAUAGCGGGGAGCUAUCCGAGGACAUUGAGCAGCUGUUUGAGCUCACUCGGAUCAUUGUCUUGGUGUUGUCCGGCCUGCUGCCUGGUCUGAGCGAGACCCCUCAACCAAUGCGUCACCAAAUGACGGAAGAGGCGGUGUUGCUAAUCAAGACAGCGUUGAACGCACUGGUUGAUGCUGCUGAGGUGUUCCCCCCCGUCAUCAAGACAGACCUCCAUGCCUGCAUUAUCCAUAUCUUUGCUACCACCCUCGCCAACUCUGCCUGCCAGGAGGUGAUUGUACCGCAGUCACUCCCCACUCUGAAGCGGUUCAUCAGUAGCAUGUCGCAAUCUAGAAGGGUAAACGAUGACGAGGAGCACUCGGCGACGGAUAUCCAACUUUUGGGAUGCCUGAGAAGGUUCCUGUCGAUUUACCUCAAGGGUCAGCAGAGGGAAACACCGGCCAGUCUGGGGUGUGUCAAGAAUUGCUUACUGGCUAUGACGAUCUUGUUUACGGCGGGGGAGAACCAUUUGCGGGGGAGUGAGCCGCUUGUGGCGAGGUUUUUGGAGGAGGUGGUGGAUUGUUUGACUGAUCGGAUGACGGCAAAAAUGGCAGCCAACUGCCUCCGCUCUUUGCUUCUCCACGCGGGCAGCAAGAAGACUGUCGCUGACCUGACAAUCACACGGUUCUUGUUCCCCCGUCUGAUCGCCUUUGUGACGGACACCAACAGGGAAGACCCGGAAAACGCCCGGAUGCUGGUCGCGCAGGCGUUGUGUCAGUAUGUAGGGACUUUGUCGAAGGAUCACAGCCCGAUUGCCAUGGCGUUGGUCAUUCCCAUGUUGCUGUCUAGGGCGGCGAGCGAGGAUGAUGUGCAGGAUGGUGGGGUGAUUGCGAAGGAGACGUCGGCGAGGUUGCUGGAGCUGGCGAGCGUGGACCAGAGCGCGUUUAGGGCUGUGGUUGGGGGGAUGGGGGAGGAGCAGAGGGGGUUUAUGGAGGGGGUUAUCAGGAGUGGGAGGGCGUUGGGGCAGGGGCGGGAUAAGGGGGGGCAAGGGGAGGAGGAGGAAAGGCCGACGAUUGCGCUGAAGAUGAAUUUUGGGGGUUGA